This is a messenger RNA of Prosopis cineraria, 800 nucleotides long. RefSeq names its product repetitive proline-rich cell wall protein 2-like. Bases 1 to 591 code for a protein of 196 amino acids. The record is from RefSeq and is a predicted model, not a curated record. Lineage: Eukaryota; Viridiplantae; Streptophyta; Magnoliopsida; Fabales; Fabaceae. The transcript is spliced from 3 exons. Gene Ontology annotation, molecular function: structural constituent of cell wall.
AUGUGUCGAUAUGUCAAUCGCUACCUUGCCCCCACCAUAUCACGUACGGAUGCAACCCCGGAGAAAACAACUGCUGCUAUCACUGGUGGCUGGACCACUGAAACUCCAACAUUAGCAACAAUGGCCGAAAAACAGAGAAGCAAGGGUAUAUUGAAAGCCCCAAUCUAUAAGCCUCCUGUAGAAAAGCCACCAAUUUAUAAGCCACCCAUUGAGAAACCACCUAUCUACAAGCCUCCAAUUGAAAAACCACCGGUUUACAAGCCUCCAGUUAAAAAACCACCCGUUUAUAAGCCUCCGGUUGAGAAACCACCCGUCUAUAAGCCACCUACUUACAAGCCACCUGUUGAGAAACCACCCGUUCACAAACCACCUACUUACAAGCCUCCUGUUGAGAAGCCCCCCGUCUAUAAGCCACCUGUUGAGAAGCCACCCGUCUACAAGCCACCUGUUUACAAGCCCCCAGUAGAAAAGCCUCCGACUUAUAAGCCCCCAGUUGAAAAAUCACCAGUUUAUAAGCCACCUAUGGAGAAACCACCAAGCUAUCAACCACCACCUUAUGGUCACCAUCCUCCAUCCACGACCACAAACUAAGUAUCCCGUGAUUUUUACCGUAUUUUGGUGCUCAAAAAAUAAAAGCAUGUUUUCUCUUAGUUUAUGACCCGUUGUUCUUUUGUAUCUUAUCUUUUACGACUUACCUUUGCCUUUCUGGUGUGUAUCGUGCAUGGCUGUUAUGGCUACAGACAAAUUAUAGUCUCCCAAUUAUUGGUCAUCUAUAAUAAAGCUGUCUGACUUUGGCCACC